This is a messenger RNA of Arabidopsis arenosa, 1701 nucleotides long. NCBI's taxonomy places the organism in Eukaryota, Viridiplantae, Streptophyta, Magnoliopsida, Brassicales, Brassicaceae. The record is from the annotation of a GenBank genome assembly.
CAUCCAUCUAAUUACCUUGAAACGUCUUUAGGGCUUAAGAAUAAUGGCUGAUAAGAUACCACCGCCGACAGAUCAAUUAGCCGCCGUCCCUUUGGACAACGCCGGAGCCUCUUCAUCAACGGUGCAUAAACCCUGGUCUCCGAGUCGGACCCGAAUUCGAUCGAUUUUGGGUCGACCCGACGGCGGAGCUGGACUUGCGAGUCAGAAGGUCCAAAUCAGCGGGUGGGUUAAAAAGGGAAGAGAGCAAGGAAAAGGGAAAUUCGCUUUUCUUGAGGUGAACGAUGGAUCCUGCGCAGCGAAUCUUCAGGUCAAGGUGGAUGCUUCUGUAUCAGAUCUCUCCAAGUUGGUUACGACCGGAACUAGUCUGACCAUUGAUGGUUGUUUGAAGAUUCCUCCGCAAGGUAAAGCUACGAAGCAAAAGAUUGAGCUUAGCGCUGAGAAGGUCAUUGACGUGGGAACAGUGGAUCAACACGGUAAAACUCCGUACCCGAUUCCUAAGACGAAGCUGACUCUAGAGUAUUUGAGAGACCAUACUAACUUUCGUGCAAGAACCACCACGAUGGCAGCAGUUACAAGAAUCCGACAUAAGAUUUGUCUUGCGGCCCACGUUUUCUGUGAUAAACAUGAUAUAUGUUACAUUCACACUCCUAUCAUCACAACAAGUGAUUGCGAAGGUGCUGGUGAAAUGUUCCAAGUGACAACUUUGAUCAACCAAUCUGAAAAGUUGGAGAAGAAUCUAGUUAAGAACAUUGAACUCACUGAAGCAGAGGAGACUUUAGCUAAGGUUGAAGAUAGGUCAAAGCUUAAGCCUGGAUUAUUAUUACCUAGAAAAGAUGGAAAAAUUGAUUAUUCCCAAGAUUUCUUUGCACGUCAAGCUUACCUGACAGUUUCUGGUCAGUUACACGCGGAAACCUAUGCUUGUAGUAUGGGAGAUGUGUAUACAUUUGGCCCGACUUUCCGGGCAGAGAAGUCUCACACUUCAAGGCAUCUUGCUGAGUUCUGGAUGGUUGAGGUUGAAUUAGCUUUUGCCGGUGUAGAGGAAGCUAUGAACUGUGCAGAGGCACUUGUGAAAGACAUAUGCAAAUAUUUGCUUGAAAAGUGUCUUGAUGACAUGGAACUUAUGAAGAAUGUCGACGAAGCCUGCAUUGACAGGCUACAAAUGGUUGCCUUGACUUCGUUUGAACGAGUAACAUACACCAAAGCAAUAACUCUACUCGAGGAAGCUGUGGCUAAAGGAAAGAAAUUUGAAAACCAAGUGGCGUGGAGACUCGACUUAGCAUCUGACCAUGAAAGAUACUUAACAGAGGUUUUGUAUAAAAAGCCUGUUAUUAUCUAUAACUACCCGAAAGAUAUCAAAGCUUUCUACAUGAGACUUAACGAUGAUGGAGAGACAGUUGCUGCAUUUGAUGUCCUCGUUCCAAAGGUUGGAGAACUCAUUGGUGGAAGCCAAAGGGAAGAACGUAUGGACGUGCUCAUGGAAAGAAUGGAGGAGAAGCGUCUACCAAUAAAGGAAUAUGAGUGGUACAUUGACUUGAGACGUCAUGGAACAGUGAAGCAUUCUGGAUUUGGACUGGGAUUGGAGCGUAUGCUUCUCUUUGCUACAGGAAUGGAUAAUAUUAGAGACGUUAUUCCCUUCCCUCGCUAUCCUGGAAGAGCUGACCUUUGAACCUAACCGGGGAAUAAUAAAAAAAGUUCAAGAGU